Mauremys mutica (yellowpond turtle) is the source of this 4161-nucleotide messenger RNA. RefSeq names its product small integral membrane protein 13 (gene SMIM13). The record is from RefSeq and is a predicted model, not a curated record. Bases 331 to 600 code for a protein of 89 amino acids. The transcript is spliced from 2 exons. NCBI's taxonomy places the organism in Eukaryota, Metazoa, Chordata, Testudines, Geoemydidae.
CACGCGCGGCGCCGCCUCCUGCUCCUCUUCCUCCUCGCCGGCGGGUCUGAGGCGGCGGCGGCCGGGCGCUUCCUCCUCCCCACCCCGCUGUGUCCCCUGGGGUCCCGGUGCCGCCGCUCCCCCCCCCAAUCUGUGCCUGCCCCUCCUCCAUCCCCGGCCUGGCCCCGCCGCCAUGAGCCCUGGGGGCGGCUCAUAACCGGCCUCAGCCCCCUCCCUCCCCCCCCGGUGCAGCGAGUGCGGCCGGUCUCCCCGCUCCAUGCGCCGCGGUGAUGCUGCUGCGCCCUCCCUGCGUGUAACAGCGCCCAGCACCUUCCGCUCCGGCCGGCCAAGAUGUGGCAGAGCGUCGGGCUGACGCUGCUGGUGAUCGUGGCCACCCUGGCCUGUGUGCUCCUGUUCAUGCUGUGCGGUUGGUAUGUGGUGUGGCAACUGUUUUUAUCUAAAUUCAAGUUCCUGAGAGAGUUGAUAGGAGACACGGGAUCCCAGCAGGGGGAUAAUGAGCCUUCAGAGUCUGAAGCUGAACAGGAGACUCCACCCACUCCACAGAGAGGUAGACAGAAAUCAGCGCGACAAAGAAGGGCACCAGCAGAAGAAGCAACUUAAAAAGAGCCCUCUGGGCAUUCAUUAGUGACCUAUGAACAAAUUAAACACUUCUGCUGCACUGUGUGAUUCAGCGGUUUGGUUUUACUGAAAACAAUGGACUGCAAAAAACCAAAUAUCUGUGAACCUUUACUUUUGGAUUUCAGAUAUACACUACUUUAGUGGCAGUUCAGGAAGGGCUUUAAUGGUAAGCCAUAUAGAACUAGAAAAAAUAAGGUAGGGGGAGAAUCUCUCAGCUUGAAAAAGGCUGAGCUGCUGUAGCUCCCACCCCUGCAAAUGGAUGCUGUUUCCUGGUCCAUAGGCCUAGCCUUUCCAUUAGUCUGAACAUGGCAAGCAUCUCAGACUUGAAGUGGUUGCUAACUUAUUUUUAUUUCACAGCACUGCAACUAGUUGUAGUAAAAUUUAAUUUUAUUUCUGUAUUUCAUUCAGCUAUAUAAAUAUAUAUUCUUCAAUUUGUCAAUGCAUGUAAACUUGAAAGAUGUUCAAAGAUAUCCUGCUUGCGCGGUAUUCUAAAAUGAGGUUUAGUAACCUUUUCUAUACACGAGAGAAUUCGUACUAGAUACACUUGAUGUGGAGGUUGUAACUAUCUCCUUAAAGAAAAACAUAAUCAGGUGACCAUACCCGAUUUCCUGGUUUUGACACAAGAAGGGUUACAGGUAAAACUAUUCUGCUAGACUUCUGUGUUGUAUCAUCUGAACCUCUAACUCCAUUUUUACUGGAGAUGGGAAGGUACAGUGUGGGUUAAGUAUCUUCACUGUUCAGUAUCCUAAAGUGGCAAGCACAGUUCUAACUCAGUUUAAAAUGUAAACAUUUUUACAUCAGGUAUUUGGUACCAGAAUUUUUUUUUCUGGCGCCACUUAUUAUGAAGAAAUUGUGACCAAUUUGGUGGACACCACUUUAAUAGUGUUGUUGUAGCAAUGUGUUUAGUACCUCAUGUUUGGUGGUGGUUACUGGUUUUAUCAGCAGUUUAGCAGAUUCUCCCAGUUCUUCAGUACCUGAAUUGUACUCCAGGUGAACAUCCUUUAUCUUAAUUUUAUUUUUUUGCAUUGUACUUCAAGCAAAAUUAAAUCUCACAUUGCAGCAAUCUAGCAACUUUAAACUAGUGUUUGAUAUGUAUCAAACAAGGAAGAAUAAGCAGGUUCUGCCUCUGAAGGGGUAUGUUGGGGGAUGAAGCUACAAAAAGAACAGUGUCUGUGUUUUGGGACAAGCUCAUCUGACUUCCCCUGCAUUCAGAUUCUGCCCUACAGGAAAAUGUCUUAACUACCAACUAUGAAACCUAUUGGUGGACAAACUUUCUUGAACCUCUAGUGACAAUAGCAAUGCUUAGCUCUUUGAUAGAAUAGACUCCUAUAUCUGGGAGAAGGGCACAUUUUUACUGCCUUUAUAUUCUAAUUUAUCUGUGGAUAUUGUUUGAAAGCUAAUGUAUUAGGAUGUGAAGAUGACAGUAUUCACUGAAAUAUACCACAAACAACUGACAAACAUUCUUCCUGAUGUGUCAGUGUUAAAAUAUGUAAUGGAUGUCCUGAUCCUUCCCUGCAAAUUCUAUAUUCUUUCUUUGUUUACCAGCAUGUAUGUAUAAGCAUGCUUUAUUAUGGGAUUACACUUUCAAGCAUGGUUACACAUCAGUUUGCACAUAUCCUCUAAACACAUGUAAAACCUAUUAAUAGUUUUUCCUAUUCCAUACUUCUUACUGGUGAGACUGGGAACUGGAAAUGGCUAUUGAUUAAGGUAAUAAAAUCCCCAUUGUAUUCAAACUGAUCAACAUUGUUUCCUUUUCCUGCUUUUUCAAGUGUUUGCCUUUAGGACAUACUCAACAGUAUAGUCCAGUUGAUGUACAGUAUACCUUCAACCUAACUGUUCUAAGCAGAUUUUGGAGCACUUUUCUUAAUCUUUUCAUUAAGAACAUACAUUUUGUACACUCAUUAAUUUUAGUCUGCAAAGGGACUAUAAUCUUGAUAUAAAGCAUUCAUACUAUAUGUACAUUUCAGUUCUAACUGAAAUAUAAGUACACAUAGGAACUACAUAUACAGCAAAAAGCUGACAUUUCUAAUCUCUCCUGCUGAAGGAGAGAAUGGAAACCCACAGGCAGUCUCUAAUUUCAACAGCUGUGAAGAAAUGUGAAGUUACAGCAAUACAGAUACCUAGCAAGGUAGCACUCAGAAGUCCUUGUGCCUCAUGCCUUGAGUAAGUUGAUGAGGGAAACCCAUGUAAGUUUCAGUGCUGACACUUUUAUCUGGAAGUAUGCGAUAAAAUGGAAAUUAAAACUAAUGAAUAUAGAACUCUGGGAAGCAAGUUUGUCCUGCCUUUCUGACCAACCUUUUUUUCCCCUCACCAAGUGUACAUUUCCCCCAAAUGGAGUUCAUCUAUUCUGUCAUUUUGUGAAAAAUAGCCAACACUAUUGUAGUAAUAAUGCUGAUAUGACCUACUUGCCAGUAACACUAAAUCCACCUAUAACAUUACAUUCAUGCUCCUAGUAGCAGCAUGACAACGAGGUUUAUAUUAUAAAGAUAGUAUGAGUUGUGUAGCUGUGGUAAUGAAGAUGUCAAUGUAUAAUAUGAAUAGGAGAAAAUAAAAAGGGGUUUCUGCACAUGUCCCGUGUGGAAACUUCUGCGUAUUGGGGUUUUACACACACCUGUAAAACAAGGGCGUAUUUAUGUGAAAGUGUGCAUGUGACCAGGUCCAAGGUAUUAAGUUUUACCAGUCCAAUAGAACUCAUGUUCUUGUCUUCAGAAUAUUUUGUUGGACCUUUUUUAACAAUAUACAUCUAAAGUAUUUUAGUUGUAGCUGAGCACUUAGUUUUUAAUUAAGUAAUACAAUUCUAAAAAACCUUUUUGUAAGGCAAAAAUAUAAAUGACUGCUUUCAUCUUUGUUUUAAUUAGAUUUAUUUUUAAAUAUAUAUGCCUUAUUACAACCAUUCUACUGAAUAUACUUGUUGGUUUUGGUCGAUUAAUUUAAAAUAUAUUCAUAUCACUUUUGUGGCAAUGGUUGAUUGAGCAGCAGUUAUCUGCUUUGUUUAUUAAACACUUUAUUUGAAAAGGCUACUGCCAGGGAUUGUAGAACAAGCACAUAAUAUAGGCUGGUUGAAAAGAGUAGGUAAAUAAUGGCUACAAAUUCAGGAGAAAACUGAAGACAGUUGCAUUCUUGUAGGAUUUUUUUAUGAAUAUUGCAUAAUUCAGACCUGUUAGAAAGCCAUUAUGAUUUUUAUCAUGGUUAUUUAACACCUGCCCACAAGGCUAAUUCUAUGCAGUUCAUUCAUUAAGCACUGCUGCUGUAGCUAUUUGCAGUAAAUGCUAUAUACUGUGCUGCAACCAGUGAGCAAUUUGCUGCUUAACGUUAGGUUUACACUGACCUAGACCUGUGUAUGUUUCAACUUCAGUUUGUUUGGAAACAACCAGAAUAAAAAAUGUGUUUAAUGUAGUCAUUUGCGUCUUCAGUGUUAACUGUUAAAAGAUACUGUACCUAAUGCUUAUGUGGUUUGUCUGUAUUCAUCAUGUUAACUGUUGUUUUAAACUGACUGCACAGAUAACUUAACAAAAACAAAAUAAAAUAGACUUGAUAUGAGAA